GAACACGAAACAUUUGCCCAUCUACAUAUUUUAUUCUCAAAUUUUGUCUCAUCCAAAAAACUUAACGAUGGACAAUACGGGCGAUAAGCCAAUUGUGCGCGGUAUACUAAAAAAUUUCGGCCGCGCCAAUAUCCUACCGACGAUUACACUAAAGAGGGCCAAAUUCGAUGAGAUGAAUGUAUUAGAGACUUUCCAUCCGGCCGACAAAGACUAUGGUCAUAUGACCAUUGAUGAGCCAAAGACGCCUUUCAUCGUUGAGGAUGAGGGGUUGCGUUGCUUGGACACAGAAACGCUGAUGGAGAAGCUGCGCAGGGCUGCGCAGUCCGAAACACCUUCAUUUGGAAUUGAGCACGACUCUGAUGAUUCUUCCGAUGACGACGAUUUUCCCGAAUCGCUGGAGGAGAAGGUUCGUCGCCUCGAAUUCGAACGCCGCCGCAAGCUACACUAUAAGGAGUUCAUGUCAGUACAAUUGGCUAGAAAUCUAAUAGCCGAGGAGUUCGGUGAUUUGUCGUCCGAAGUAAGCGUUCCAGAUGAAAUGCUUAAGAUGUCAAGUGAGAGUUGCAUUUCUGAGAUUUGUCCCUCAAACGAAGAUGAUGGAGAAGACGAGCAAACGUUCGGCUCCGUGACUUUAUCGGCUAUUACAGGAGCUAGCGAAGAGCAGCGAAAUCAGCUUUUGGAGCCAGGAUUUCAUCCAUCGCAUCCUUGCUAUCACAAGCUGAUGGCACAAAUCGAAGCCGACAGGCAGACUAUUAUUGAGGCUCAGGCUCGGGAGUUAGCUGCGGAGCGUGCACAAGAGCAACGUCAUACCGUUUUUCAAUCUGUCGGGUCAUUGAGUCAUUCUCAGUUCUAUUCAGACACAUCGUGGACCCUCCAUUUCUGCUGCUGCCAGACCUUCUGUUGCACCGAACCUGAGGAAGCAAAGUAUGUUCAAGAAACUAUGAACAAACUAGUUUGAAUUUUGUUAAUUUGUUCCCGAAGCAAUUAAAAUUGUUAAGUUAUGGCGCAACGAUCUGCGUUUCGUGCUAAA
Scaptodrosophila lebanonensis is the source of this 1027-nucleotide messenger RNA. RefSeq names its product protein phosphatase inhibitor 2-like. Lineage: Eukaryota; Metazoa; Arthropoda; Insecta; Diptera; Drosophilidae. The coding region runs from base 68 to 955 and encodes 295 amino acids. Gene Ontology annotation, molecular function: protein phosphatase inhibitor activity. The transcript has a single exon. The record is from RefSeq and is a predicted model, not a curated record. Gene Ontology annotation, biological process: regulation of signal transduction.